Molecule: messenger RNA, 282 nt
Organism: Prorocentrum cordatum
Lineage: Eukaryota; Dinophyceae; Prorocentrales; Prorocentraceae
Source: the annotation of a GenBank genome assembly
UGGGCUGCGGCCAUCAGCGGGCAGGCGCUGGGCACCUGGCUGGGCGGCACCAGCCAGGGGCACGGGUGCGAGUGCUCCUGCCACUUCGAGGCCUCGCCAGACGAGGCGCUGAUCGGGCUGCUCAAGGGGCAGCUCGACAGGUGCGGGCCAGAGCACCUCCACGGGCAGCCCGCCUUUGCACCUGACUGCCCAGCCUGCGCCCCUUGCCCGCCCGGGCACACCGGGCUCGAGGUGGUCCUGGCGCUGCUGUUGGGGCUUGUACUGGGCGCGGUGCUGCGCGAG